GCCUCGUCGGUGCAUCUGCUGGUAGCGUGCCAUGGCCUUUGGGGCCAGCCGAUCCACCUCAACUACAUGAUGAAGAAGCUGGCCGAGGACAAGGGUGGCGAGAUCUCGCCACUUGGCGUGGAUCCUGACAAAACGACAGCAGCAGCAACAUCCUCCAGCAGCACCUCCACCGCAACAGCUUCAGCACAACCGCAGCUAGUCAUCCUCAUGAGCAAGACCAACAUGGACGCCCGCACCUACGAUGGAGUUGACUGGUGUGCGGAGCGCACAGUACAAGAGAUCGAGCGCGAAGUCAGGCGGCUGCGCAAGAAGGGCAGGAAGAUCGUCCGCUUCUCGAUUCUGGGCUAUUCGCUCGGCGGGCUCAUGGCUCGCUACAUAGUAGGCCUGCUCUAUUCGCGUGGCUGGUUCAAGGACGUGGAACCGUACAGCUUCACCACUCUAGCCACGCCGCACAUUGGCAUGCCCAUGGCAAGCGGCUGGUUCUAUAGAGUUGCAGGCGUAGUCGGACCCAGGCUGCUGGGCCGUACAGGACGCCAGCUGUACGCAAAGGACAAAGGCUGGGACACCUCAGACGAAGGUGACGAUACUCCCUUGCUGCUGGCAAUGACGCGCCCGGACUCGUCCUUCAUCAAAGGUCUGCAGCUCUUCAAACAUCUAGACAUCUAUGCCAGCGCAACAAGUGAUACCACCGUGCCGGUCAAGACGGGCGGUCUAAUGAGCGUGGACCCGUGGAAGGGCUGGCCAGAAGGAGGCGAUGAAGAUGUAGACGGCCGGGGCAUCACGAUCGAGCGAGACCCCAAAUACCCUGCUCUUGUCACUGCCAUCAACAUCCCCUCCCACCGGCCAAAAAAGCCAAAUCCUGCCACACGGAUUUACAGGGCCGUCGUACCAAGACAGUUGCCCUUCCUUCUCAAGCCCUCGGCGUUGCCCUUUCCCUUCCCUCUUAACUGGGUCUACGUUCUUUUGGCCCCCGUCUCGAUCCCACUGUUCUUCACCCUCAUCAUCGUGCGUCUCGCCAAGGGAUCCCAAGAGAGUGACCGCCGCGUCAAGGAGAUCGAAGCAGAAUGGCUCAAGGGAGACCAUGCUAAGGCGAUCUCGUCUGAGCUAGAGGCAGAUGGGUAUACCAAGCAGCACGAGAGGAGUAGAAUCGUCGCUGUGCUGGCGGAGAAGUUAAGGGAGGCGGAUGAGGACUACGUCAGCGUAGAAGGCGGGACCUCUCUGCCGAACGGCGCUUCACACCCAGCACCGAGCAAAGACCAUAAGGACGCAGCAGGCAACGUGAAGCGUUCAGCGACAUCACCUUUGCAUUUCGUCAUCCCGUCAGAGGAGAGCGAAGCCUACCUCAGCUCAAAGCAAGCUCCCCUUUCUCCCAUCCACCAAGAGAUGCAAAACAACCUCCACGGCAAUCUGCCCAGGAUGCGCAAGCAUUUGGCCUUCUUCGAGGGAGUGAGGAAUAGCCACGCCAUCAUUGUAUGCAGGACGCCUUCGAUGCCUGUGCAUCAGAUGGGCAAGCCGGUGGUGCAGCACUUUGUUGACCACUUU
This is a messenger RNA of Jaminaea rosea, 1542 nucleotides long. Its product is annotated as DUF676-domain-containing protein. The record is from RefSeq and is a predicted model, not a curated record. The annotation marks the transcript as partial. Lineage: Eukaryota; Fungi; Basidiomycota; Exobasidiomycetes; Microstromatales. The transcript has 2 exons.